Messenger RNA from Synchiropus splendidus (mandarinfish), 2538 nucleotides. Its product is annotated as solute carrier organic anion transporter family member 1C1-like. The record is from RefSeq and is a predicted model, not a curated record. Bases 229 to 2313 code for a protein of 694 amino acids. Gene Ontology annotation, biological process: transmembrane transport; sodium-independent organic anion transport. Gene Ontology annotation, cellular component: membrane. The transcript has 15 exons. Lineage: Eukaryota; Metazoa; Chordata; Actinopteri; Syngnathiformes; Callionymidae. Gene Ontology annotation, molecular function: protein binding.
ACACACUUGCAUCCGCGCUCCUUCCACAAGCAGCAGCAUCAUCUGACUCACUGGAUCAUCAUGCUAUGUGGCUGAGGCUCAGCAGCGUCGCACACGAAAGCCUUUAUUGUUGUCUGCUCAGCUUCUAUUUACAGAAGACUCCAGAGGAAACGCUGCAGAGCGGUGGAGUGAGUUAGGACCUGGGGUCGUCUUUGCGCUUCUAUAUUUUGGACCAUUCUAAAAUUUGCCAUGAAGAAAACAGACAGCUGGUCGACUGACACCAACCCAUCUUCAUCAUCAGUGAAGAACUCCUGCCCUCCGACUCUGAAGAUGUUCCUGGGAGCCUUGUCCUUCGCAUACUUCUCCAAGGCUUUGUCCGGGAGCUACAUGAAGAGCACAAUAACACAGCUGGAAAGGCGGUUCGACAUUCCCAGUUAUCUGAUAGGCAUCAUUGAUGGGAGCUUUGAAAUAGGAAAUCUGUUGCUCAUUGCUUUUGUGAGUUAUUUUGGCGCCAAGCUUCAUCGCCCAAAGAUCAUCGCAAUCGGAUGUGUCCUGAUGUCUUUUGGGACCUUUUUGAUGGCGAUGCCUCACUUCAUCAUUGGUCGCUAUAAGAUUGAAUCUUCAAUUGGCCCUUCGUUGAAUUCGACGACAAACAUCUCCCCAUGCGCAGCAGGCUCACCAGAGCCAGUGGAUGAUAGACCCUCUAUCAUGCCCUCCAGAGGAUGUGAGCGAGAGUCUGGCUUUUCUAUGUGGAUAUAUUUGUUCCUGGGAAACAUUCUACGUGGGAUUGGAGAGACACCAAUUCAACCCUUGGGAAUCUCCUACAUUGAUGAUUACUCGCAAUCUGAAAAUGCGGCCCUGUACAUUGGUUGGGUCCAAACCAUCUCAAUCAUAGGCCCGGUCUUUGGGUACCUGCUGGGCUCUCUGUGUGCCAAAGUCUACGUUGAUAUUGGUUAUGUGGACAUGGAUUCGCUGACUAUCACGGCGGGAGACGCCCGCUGGGUGGGAGCGUGGUGGCUGGGCUACCUCAUCGCCGGUGUUAUCACCCUGAUGUCUGCUGUUCCUUUCUGGUUCCUGCCUAAAUCCUUGCCCAUGCCCGUGGACAAACACGACACCAGCUGUAGCCCGGAGGAGACCAGGUUUAUCAAGGACUCCGGAGGAGAUCACAAGAUCAGAUCUGAGGAGCCGGUUAAUUUACAACACAUGGCCAGAGAAUUCGUGCCCACGCUCAAGAGCCUCCUUGGAAACCCCGUCUUCAUCAUUUACUUAUGCGUCACCAUCAUCCAGUUCAACUCUCUCAUUGGCAUGGUGACUUACAAGCCCAAGUACAUCGAGCAGCACUAUGGCCAGUCGGCCUCAAAAGCUAACUUCCUCAUGGGGAUGAUCAACAUCCCGGCUGUUGCUCUGGGUAUGUUCUCAGGGGGAGUUGUCAUGAAGAAGUACAAACUCGGAAUCAUGGCGGCGGCUAAAUUUGCUUUCGGGACGUCUAUACUGGGCUACUUCCUGUCGCUGCUCUUCCUUGCCAUGGGAUGCGAGAAUGCCAAGGUGGCAGGAGUCACUGUCUCUUACAGCGGAGAUGAAGGCCUGUCGUACGAGGAGCGGUCGCUGUUCUCAGAGUGUAAUUCUGGUUGCUGGUGCUCACAGAGGGACUGGGAUCCAGUGUGCGGGGAGAACGGCGUCACCUACGUUUCCCCGUGUUUGGCCGGGUGCUCAUCGUCUUCCGGCUCAGGCAGGAACACGGUGUUUGAGAACUGCAGGUGUGUAGCAGUCACUGACGGCUCCGCGCUAAACCUGACCGCCACCUUGGGUCAGUGCCAGCACAGAGACGGCUGUGACCGGGUUUUCCCAUACUUCCUGACGCUUUCCGUGCUUACGUCAUUCAUCAUUUCACUCGGGGGAACUCCGGGAUUUGUGCUGCUGGUCAGAUGCGUGAAGCAUGAGCUCAAAUCUCUUGCUCUUGGAAUCCACAUGCUGGCCACUCACAUCCUGGCAGGGAUACCAGCUCCGAUAUACUUUGGAGCCAUCAUAGACACCACGUGUCUGAAGUGGGGCUACAAGGCGUGCGGCGGACGAGGAGCAUGCAGAAUAUACAACACAUCAGCCUACAGGAUAUUGUAUCUGGGCCUGACAUUAGGGUUGAGGACAGUUUCCUUCCUUCUUUGCAUUUUGGGCUUUUCUCUCCUCCAAAGACACGUAAAACAAGAGGAGAAAACAGCCUUGGCCAACAGCAGCGGUGAGCAGGAGUCACUGGAGAAGGAGGAAAACACUUCUACACAACGCGAACAAUUUAUGGUGACCUCCAGCCAGAGUUCGGACAGAGAGACCCACUUGUGAUCCUCGGCACGGUUUCUUGUCUCACUCAGGAAUGUGUAGCACUUGGGACGACUCUUUUGAAAACCGUCUGUUCGUCCAGGGUUUAUAAAUAUUAAGUACCUGAUCCAACAUCUUUUUCUUCAGCCAAUUAUCUAUUUCAAAUAUGUACAUUUGUCUAAGAAAUCCUAUUGAAUUGUGGUGUCAUUUUUAUGUUUGAUACUGUACGAAUAAAGACAAUACAGCUGA